CCCAUAUCGAGGGUUUUGCUCAGUAGAGUCUUGUGUACUUUCCUAUCUUCGCUGCGGCGAUGCUCUCUGACAGGUUGGUGCUAUCCUUGUGUUGGUAGGUGCUCUGGCCUCGUCGACUCCAUCUCUGCAGCUCACUCUUGGAAGGCUCACUGGCCUGCAAUUGACGCUGAUACGGGUGGGCGGUCUGGCCUCGUCGAAUCAUCUCUGCAGCUCUCAACUAUAGAGUGCUUCGAAGAUCUUCGAAGCCUGUAUUGCUGGCCUGCAAUUGAUGCUGCAUCGGAAUUCUCACCGGCUACGAGUGUGAGGUGCACCUCACCCAGGCUGGCGAUGGACCGUGGCGCGUGCCAGCAGAGCACAAUCCGUUCGGCGUAUUCAUCCGGACUCCUGAGGUCGAAUCUAUUGCUGCGCGGGUGGACGACUUAAUCAUACGACCAGGCGGUGUCCUGCGCCACCGGGAGUGGGGGAUGUAUGAAGUGGGGAUCUGCGGGCCAGAUGGGCUCCUCGUUCGCAUCGGCUGGCCGUCUCGCUUAAUGCAGCCAAGCACCUGAUAGGCUAAUCUAUGGUUGUUUGCUCACUCCUGUUGCAACGAAGUGUAGAGUUUAUUAAGUCACAAUUACGUACAACAGAAUUUGUUUUAUAGAAUUGUGGUAAAACAUAACGUUUCUCUUACGGAUAGAAGCACGCUAGUUAGUGCUGCUUGAAAUCAUGGCGCGGUCAACUUCUAGCUUGCCCAAGAUUGAGAGCCCACCUUUCCUCUGACCGAGCUAAUUGUUGUGAACGGAACAGAACGGAACGGAACGGAACGAGUUGCGAGAUGCUCACCAUGUAGCGCAGAUCGAUCAUACGGGUGCACAUGUACUGCGGCCGGUGGGUGUGUAGGGCGCCCGUCUUCAGCUGCCAGAUUCCG
Molecule: messenger RNA, 907 nt
Organism: Klebsormidium nitens
Lineage: Eukaryota; Viridiplantae; Streptophyta; Klebsormidiophyceae; Klebsormidiales; Klebsormidiaceae
Source: the annotation of a GenBank genome assembly